Messenger RNA from Triplophysa rosa, 1896 nucleotides. Its product is annotated as RNA-binding protein 4.1-like. The coding region runs from base 140 to 1387 and encodes 415 amino acids. The record is from RefSeq and is a predicted model, not a curated record. Gene Ontology annotation, molecular function: zinc ion binding; mRNA binding. Gene Ontology annotation, biological process: mRNA splicing, via spliceosome. Gene Ontology annotation, cellular component: nuclear speck. Lineage: Eukaryota; Metazoa; Chordata; Actinopteri; Cypriniformes; Nemacheilidae. The transcript has 3 exons.
AAUACGGGGGUGGGCACUAUUAGUGCCAUUCAUUUUUAUUUUCCAACCAGAUUUGCUUUGACGCAAGAGUGGCGCCAUUUCCUCUCGCCGCUGCAAGCACCGUGAAAAAGGGCCUUAUAGUUGAAGUUGCAUUGUUACGAUGGUGAAAAUCUUCGUUGGGAACCUCUCGCCGAACACUACAGCGGAUGAUGUUCGCUCGCUCUUUUCUCAGUAUGGUAAGAUCUGCGAGUGUGUCAUAGUGAAAAACUUUGGCUUUGUGCACAUGGAUGACAAAGCGGAGGCGGAUGAAGCUAUCCGAAACCUUCACCAUUACGUGCUUAACGGUUUGGCAAUGAACGUGGAGCUGAGCAAAGGGAAACACAAGACGUCCACAAAGCUUCACGUGGGGAACAUCAGCAGUAGCUGCACCAACCAAGAACUCAGGGCCAAGUUUGAGGAGUAUGGCCCAGUGGUGGAGUGUGACAUAGUCAAAGAAUAUGCUUUUGUUCAUAUGGAGCGGGUGGAAGACGCCAUGGAGGCCAUCGGUGGCUUGGACAACACAGGCUUCCAAGGCAAACUGAUGAGCGUGAAGCUUUCGACUAGCCGCCUGCGUACCGCGCCGGGAAUGGGAGAGAGAACGGGUUGUUAUCGGUGCGGGCAGGAAGGCCACUGGUCCAAAGAAUGCCCAAUGGACCAGAACGGCUCCUACCGAGAGGGCUCAGGCUCGGAAGGAUAUGUGCCCCACCGGUUUGGUGAGGGUGGCGAUCGUGGCGGCCGGGGUUUUCAUCGCGGCUUCAGUGGCGAGCAAGGCUACAGUGGCAGCUUUGUACCUUCACAUGGCUUCACCAGGGGAGCAGGGUAUGGUGUCCCUGGGUAUGGAAGGGGCGCGGGUUUUGAGAGCGCAAUGAAUUACGGUUUGCCAGCGGGUUACGGCAUUGGCGCGGAUAAUAGCAUGGCCCCGGCGUACGGCAGCGAAGCGGCGUAUGGGAGCAGUGGCAUGGGCUACGGUGGUGCGUUGCCUGCGUACCCAAUACGGCGACCGCCCUUUGAGGAAAGAGAUCCGUAUGGGGUGGUGGACUUCUACGAGAAGUAUCGGGCACGUCCGUACGGAAUCAGUUAUUUCGAAGAUAGACACGCGGUUCCACCUCCAGUCCCUCCUCCCCCGUCUUCCUCUGCGAUCGCGAGACCGUCUUCUAACCUCGACCCAUACGAGAGGCGUCCCCUUCCCCCUCCUCCAACUCCCGCCUCUUCAUACUAUGUCCGCGACCGAAGCCCAAUCCGGCGAGUUCCCCUAGAGGUGGAGGGAUACGCGUACGAGCGAACGCACAUCUCCCCUUCGCAUCCCAGCAGUUCUGUGUACGACGUACCGCGGGAUCCAUAUGCCGAGCAGGCUCGCUAUGCUUACUAACCUAUAACCUGUACACAUUCAGGUGAGAUCAUUUUAGGAUUACAAAAGGUGAGAGCAAAAUUUGAUUACAUUUAGAGCAGUUGCGGGAAAUUGCUGUUAGAGUACUUUCAUUCAGUCUAUUGUGUCAUCAUGGACUUGACAUUACGAUCCUUCUCAGUGUGAACCUCAGUGGAUAUUUAUGUUUCAGGUCCUAUUUGUUAAAAACAGUAGCAGAUAAAUGCUUAAGAUAUGUUGAUUUAAAAAAAUUUAUUGGUUAAAUGAAACCACUUUCUAUUACCUAUAAAAGGUUUCUAUACAAUUCACGUUGGCAGUUUGGUGUUACGAAUACAUAAGUCCACAGAAUUGAUAAGUAACUCAUUGACAAUUUAAUAAUAGAUUUUUAUGUUUGCAGGUGUUUCUUGGUUGCUCAUCUAUUAUUUUAGAAGAAUGAUACAUUCAAUCUUGGCUGGAUCAUGGACAGUACAGACGGCCCACCUCUUCACUGAACUACUUUCGUUAUCUUAGCUAAU